UACCUGUACGAGGGGAUGAAGAUCAGCGAGCUGCCGGUGGAUUUCUCCGUGGUGUGGAACGGAAACUUCAUCAUCGAUAACCCGGAGAAUAUCCAAGUGCACCUGUACAAGUGUGCGGCGCAGAGGGACAGCUGUGGCACCUGUCUGAAGGCGGAGAGGAGGUUCCAGUGUGGGUGGUGCAGUGGGGAGGGGCGCUGCACCCUGAGGCCCCACUGCCCCCCCACCAACCCCUACACCACCCGCUGGCUGCACCUGGACACCAAGAACGUCAAGUGCACCAACCCGCGCAUCUCCGAGGUGACCCCCGUGGCCGGCCCCCCCGAGGGAGGAACUCUCGUCACGAUCCACGGCACCAACCUGGGCCUCGCCUUCUCCGACAUGGUGGGCAACGUGGAGGUGGCGGGGGUCCGCUGCUCCCCCGUGGAGGAGGGCUACAUCAUCGCUGAGCAGAUUGUGUGUGAGAUGGAUGCCGCUCCUGCAGACUUCAGAGCCGGUCCGGUGCAGCUGUGUGUCGGCGAGUGUCGACCAGAACUCAGAGCGCGGUCCGCACAACUCUACUCCUUUGUGACCCCCACAGUGUUAGGUCUGUCCCCCAGCAGAGGGCCUGAGUCUGGGGGAACCAAAGUCACCGUAAUGGGGGACAACCUGGGGGCCGGCAGCAGCGUCAACGUCCAGUUUGGAAACCAGACGUGCGAGUUCUUCGGGCGGACGAUGGCGGAGAUCGUGUGUUACUCCGCCCUCUCGCUGGCGGGCGUGGGUGCGGUGCAGAUCAGUGUGAGCGUGGACCGUGCUCAGAUCAGAGAGAGCCUCACCUUCGAGUACAUCGAGGAUCCCACCGUGCAGCGCAUCGACCCCGACUGGAGCAUCGCCAGUGGACACACUCCUCUGAUGGUGACGGGGACUAAUCUGGACGUAGUUCAGGAGCCGAGGAUCCGAGUCAAAUACGCCGGGAGAGAGUCUGUCAACGUGUGUAAGGUGUUGAACUCCACCUGUAUGAGCUGCUUCGCCCCCUCCCUGAUGGCGGAGUAUAAUCCCACCUUGGACUCAGUGAAGCACGCGGAUGAGUUUGGUUUCAUCUUCAACAACGUGCAGGCGCUGCUGGUCUACAACAACACCAACCUGCUGUACUACCCCAACCCUGUGUUCGAGCCCCUCAGCACCUCGGGGGUCCUGGAGCAGAAACCUGGAUCUCCCAUUAUUCUCAAGGGCAGAAACCUGGUGCCCCCGGCCUCUGGAGGGGUGAAGCUGAACUACACGGUGCUGAUCGGAGAGACCCCCUGCUCCGUCACCGUGUCCGAGAGCCAGCUGCUGUGUGAGCCCCCAAAUCUCACCGGACAGUACAAAAUCAUGGUCCAGGUGGGGGGUCUCCACGUGUCCCCCGGCUCGGUCCACAUCAUGUCCGACAGCCUGCUCACGCUCCCGGCCAUCGUCAGCAUCGCGGCCGGCGGAGGCCUCCUCCUCAUCAUCGUCAUCCUCGUCCUCAUCGCCUACAAGAGGAAGUCCCGGGAAAACGACCUGACGCUGAAGCGCCUGCAGAUGCAGAUGGACAACCUGGAGUCACGAGUCGCCCUGGAGUGCAAAGAAGCCUUCGCCGAGCUGCAGACGGACAUCAACGAGCUGACGAGCGACCUGGACCGGGCCGGGAUCCCCCACCUGGACUACAGGACGUACGCCAUGAGAGUCCUGUUCCCUGGCAUCGAGGACCACCCUGUGCUCAGAGAGCUGGAGGUGUCUGGUAACGGGCAGCAGGGCACGGAGAAAGCUCUGAAGCUGUUCGGGCAGCUCAUCAACAACAAGGUGUUCCUGCUCACCUUCAUCCGGACGCUGGAGAUGCAGCGCUCCUUCUCCAUGAGGGACCGCGGGAACGUGGCCUCGCUCAUCAUGACGGCGCUGCAGAGCCGCCUGGAGUACGCCACCGACGUCCUGAAGCACCUGCUGUCAGACCUGAUUGACCGCAACCUGGAGAGCAAGAACCAUCCCAAGCUGCUGCUGCGGAGAACGGAGUCGGUCGCGGAGAAGAUGCUCACCAACUGGUUUGCCUUCCUCCUGCACAAAUUCCUCAAGGAGUGUGCAGGGGAGCCUCUCUUCAUGUUGUACUGCGCCAUAAAGCAGCAGAUGGAGAAAGGUCCGAUCGACGCCAUCACAGGAGAGGCUCGCUACUCUCUGAGUGAAGACAAGCUGAUCAGACAGCAGAUCGAGUACAAGACACUGAUCCUGAACUGCGUGAACCCGGACAACGAGAACAGUCCGGAGACCCCGGUGAAGGUGCUGAACUGUGACACCAUCACUCAGGUGAAGGAGAAGAUCCUGGACGCCGUGUACAAGAACAUGCCGUACUCCCAGAGACCCAGAGCUGUGGACAUGGACCUGGAGUGGCGGCAGGGGCGAAUGGCUCGUGUUGUGCUGCAGGAUGAAGACAUCACCACCAAGAUAGAGAACGACUGGAAGAGACUCAACGCUCUCAUGCACUACCAGGUGUCAGACCGCUGUGUCGUGGCUCUGGUUCCCAAACAGACGUCCUCCUACAACAUCCCCUCCUCCGCCAGCAUCUCUCGCUCCUCCAUCAGCAGAUACGACUCGUCUUUCCGGUACACGGGGAGUCCGGACAGCCUGCGCUCUCGGGCCCCGAUGAUCACGCCGGACCUGGAGAGCGGGGUGAAGGUCUGGCAUCUGGUGAAGAACCACGAGCACGGAGACCAGAAGGAGGGAGAACGCGGCAGCAAGAUGGUGUCCGAGAUAUAUCUGACCCGGCUGCUAGCCACCAAGGGCACGCUGCAGAAGUUCGUGGACGACCUGUUCGAGACGUUGUUCAGCACCGUGCACCGAGGCUCCUCUCUUCCUCUCGCCAUCAAAUACAUGUUCGACUUCCUGGACGAGCAGGCGGACAAACACGGCAUCCACGACCAGGACGUGCGGCACACGUGGAAAAGCAACUGCCUUCCUCUGCGCUUCUGGGUGAACGUGAUAAAGAACCCUCAGUUUGUGUUCGACAUCCAUAAGAGCAGCAUCACGGACGCCUGUCUGUCGGUCGUCGCUCAGACCUUCAUGGACUCCUGCUCCACGUCGGAGCACCGGCUGGGGAAGGACUCUCCGUCCAACAAGCUGCUCUACGCUAAAGACAUCCCCAACUACAAGAGCUGGGUGGAGAGGUACUACGCUGACAUCAGCCGUCUGCCGGCCAUCAGCGAUCAGGACAUGAACGCCUACCUGGCGGAGCAGGCCAGGCUUCACUCCAACGAGUUCAACAUGCUCAGCGCGCUCAACGAGAUCUACUCCUACAUCAGCAAGUACAGCGAGGAGAUCACGGCGGCGCUGGAGCAGGACGAGCAGGCGAGGAAGCAGAAGUUGGCCUACAAGCUGGAGCAGCUGAUCGCCGCCAUGUCUCAGGAGAGCUGAGGACCCCCAACACACUCCACAUCCACACUCAUAUUAUUUCCUCCUCACACGGAUCCGCUCAGGGCCACAGACUGAGAAACAGAAACCCUGCAGCUGGAGGACCGUCAGCAGAGAACAUGGCCCCUAUUUAUUUUAUUUUUCUCAAAGAAUAUUCCUGUGUGUGUGCGUGUGUGUGUGUGUGUGUGUGCGUGUGUGUCUGUCUGUGUGUGUGUGUCUGUGUGUGGGGAGGACUAGAUGAAUCCUCCAGUGUGAACCGGAGGAGCAGAUCUCGCGUCGCAUCCAGAUUUUUAUUUUUGUACUUGUACAUUUGAAUAUUAUCAGUUGCAGUCCCACCCAGGAGGACCCUGUUGUUGUGCAAAGACAAAGAAGACGACAUCAGGGUCUCCUCUCACUUUUCCUCGGACUAAACCUCCGCUCUUUAUCACGAAUCAUGAAUCCGAUCCGAUCGUGAAACAUGAAGCUCGUCAUCUCAGAGUCUCUGGAGGACUUCAGCCGGCAUGCACCUGAACAGAGGAGAGGACAUAUUUAGGAGAAUCAAUCUGGAGUCCAAGGCUUUCUUUUUUCUUUGGUCAUCUGUGUAUGUACCGGUUACCAAUCAGUGUCUGUGAAUGUACAGAUGUUUUCUUUUCUGUUUGUCUUUACGUCUAUUUGCAAACACAAAGGGGCUCAGUUGAGCUGAGUGAAGUCCAUUCGUCAGACCGCUUCCCAAACAUUAUCCCCAGGUUUAACGCGUUAUCAGGGGAUUAAACUGGUGUUAUUUAUUAGUGGUAAUCAGCCUUUUUAUAUUCAGAUGGGCUAUGAAUGUGUACCAACGUUUCCGCAGACUUUCCAUGGUGCUGUUUCGACUUAAGGAUCUAUUUAGUUGACUUCUGAUGGUCAGGAAACAAUUGUUGUGGUUAUUUCUGUACUACGAAAAUACAGAACAAUUUCCUUUUCUUUGCAAUGUUGUGUAUCCGCCCCACUGAUUGAGAUCCGCUCCAAAAUGUACUAUGUUUUUCCUGAGCCCAUGCCACAAUCUUCCAACAAAUUUCAUUUAAAUCGGGCUGGUAGUGUUUCUCUAAUCCUGCAGAAUGCUGUAAAUAUAACCCAAUCAUCUUUCAUAAAGAGCAAGAAAAACGGGGGAGAUGUAUGGAACAAAAAGACUUCGUUUGACAAGAGCCCUUAUUUACACGCAAACCAUUACCUUUUCCUAAAACUAACAACUACUUGUUUAAAAAGUAGUUAACAAUCUGACGUCACUGGUUGGCGAAACACAGGCAGCACCGACAACAAUACUGUUUUUAAAUAAUCGGUACACAGUUGGAAACAGAGAGGCUAGCUAGCUAACGUCGUCUAAAAGCUGUCUAGUAAUUGAUUCACUUUAAUCAAGUUAAACAAUAUUACAACCAGGUGAUUUAAAUCUUCCUCAGAGUGGGUCGAUCACCUCUUCAGUUGAUUAGUCAUUUUGUAUCGAUCUGUGGGGCUUUAUAGCUCACCAUGCUAACGCGCUACCUUCCUAGUGCUGUAUUUAACGUGAUUAGCAUGUAGCUUUAGCCCACAGGAACGUUUGUUUACACACACCGAUUGCUCCUAUAAGUAGUCUGUGUUUAAAGCAAUUAAAUGAACUAUUUAUAAACAUCUAUGUGGCUGAUUAUCACUCAUUCUGCAGAUUUCAUCACCUGAUAACGUUUAAAAAUCUGUGUCAUUAUCCACACUGAACCACACUUCUCUAGAGCAGAGUGUGUGUGUUCACAUAACCACAGACUGUAUCUCUUUGGGAUCAACUUCCUGUGUAUUUGCAUGCUAUCCAGGGGCCAUCUUUGAUUUGAUCAAGUGCCAACGAGUCCUGCCAGCUCCGGUUGGCCAGCUGAGAUGUUCCUCGCACUGACAAUAAGAUUCAGUUUAAACAAGUGCCAAAAGAUCCCGUCGUUUCAAAUUGUCCUCUAAUGUGUCAUGAUUCGGUUUAUGCUUUACAGAGGGAGCAGAGCUGUCAUGUUGGAGCCGGUUAGAGCUUAUACAGAACUGGAAUACAGUGAGUUUUUUUUUUUUAAAGGUACGAAACAUAAGGUGAUAAAUAUAAAAGUGUUUCAUGCUGCGUCUGCUGACUUAAACCUAAGAGGCUGACCUGCGAGCUGCAUGACAGCAAACUGUAGAUUUCGCCGUCUGGACUCGUUUUCUUCCGGGAUAUAUAUGUGUCUGCUUGUUGUUUACAUCAAGUACUUGAACAAUAGGUAGUAUUAAAGGUUUGCACAGUGUGUGUUGAGAGCAUGACCAACACCAGUAGUGGGUCCAAGGUGCUUCUUCUUUUCUCCGUGGCCUUAGAUACCCACCUGAUCUUAUUAGUCCUCUGAUCCGGCAACUCUGCUGAGAAGCGUCUUAGCGAGAUAAGGUAGAAAAGGUGAAGAGGGUACGGCGGACAUCGCCUCGCUCUGCACUCGGCUCUCCUGAGCUGUUUGAAGAGGAAGUGUUGAGAAAGAGAGAGAAGCCCUUUAGCUCUAGUUUCCUGCUCCGGCUUUGAAGCUGCUCUUUGAUCUGAGGCGGUGUGUGUGUGUGUGUGUGUGUGUG
Messenger RNA from Trematomus bernacchii (emerald rockcod), 5940 nucleotides. Its product is annotated as plexin-A2-like. Gene Ontology annotation, biological process: positive regulation of axonogenesis; negative regulation of cell adhesion; semaphorin-plexin signaling pathway involved in axon guidance. Gene Ontology annotation, cellular component: semaphorin receptor complex. Gene Ontology annotation, molecular function: semaphorin receptor activity. The record is from RefSeq and is a predicted model, not a curated record. Lineage: Eukaryota; Metazoa; Chordata; Actinopteri; Perciformes; Nototheniidae.